This is a messenger RNA of Zasmidium cellare ATCC 36951, 2247 nucleotides long. RefSeq lists its product as uncharacterized. Gene Ontology annotation, cellular component: 90S preribosome; nucleolus; small-subunit processome. Bases 1 to 2247 code for a protein of 748 amino acids. Gene Ontology annotation, molecular function: protein binding. The transcript has 2 exons. Gene Ontology annotation, biological process: maturation of SSU-rRNA from tricistronic rRNA transcript (SSU-rRNA, 5.8S rRNA, LSU-rRNA). The record is from RefSeq and is a predicted model, not a curated record. Lineage: Eukaryota; Fungi; Ascomycota; Dothideomycetes; Mycosphaerellales; Mycosphaerellaceae.
AUGAAGCUCAACAACAAGGGGACGGUCCCCGUGUACACCAUCGCGGGCGCGGAGACUGCCCGACCUCUACCAGAAUGGCUGGCUCGGAAACGGAAGCGCAGUCUGAAGAAAGACGCUGAGUAUGCGAACCGGGUCGAACUGCUGCAGGACUUCGAAUUCGAAGAAGCCAGCUCCUGCGUGCGUGUGAGCGAGGAUGGCGAGUGGGUGAUGAGCACCGGCACAUACAAACCGCAGAUACAUACCCACUACCUCCCACACCUAUCUCUAUCUUACGCUCGCCACACCAACGCCCUAAACCAGAAAUUUGUAUUAUUAUCCUCCGAUUAUAGCAAAUCAUUACACCUUCAAUCAGACCGAUUCCUCGAAUUCCACACUCCUGGUGGACUCCACUACUCAACUCGAAUACCGCGGUAUGGACGAGACUUGAUUUACAACAGAAGGACUGCAGAAGCACUCGUACCCGCAGUGGGUGUAAACGCAGAUGAAAAUGGGGAGGUGUUCAGGCUCAAUCUGGAAGUUGGGCGGUUCAUGAAAGGAUACGAGGUUGACGUUGGUGGCGAUGACCUGAAUUCGUUUGGUGGAGGAGCGCUACAAGGAGGUAUCAACGCAGGUGCUGUGAACUGUGCUGCAGUCGCGGAUCAGAGUCAUGGCCUGCUCGCUUUCGGCACAUCUAUUGGCACAGUCGAAUUUUGGGAUUCAAGGUCAAGAAAUCGAGUCAGUGUCUUGGGGCCUCCGACGUCGACAUCGGAAGCGGAUCUGGACAUUCGACCGGAAAUUACGGCUCUAGCAUUUCACCAUUCAGGACUGAAUCUGGCAACUGGCAACAGCAGAGGCAUAGUCAGAACGUAUGAUCUUCGAUCACCAGUUCCGUUACUGGAAAAAUCACAGGGCUACGAUCAACCGAUACGGACACUCUCCUAUUUAAACUCACCUCUUGCAUCGGGCAAGAUUCUCAGCGCGGACAAGAAAGGCAUCAAGCUUUGGGAAGCCGAGUCCGGUGACUACUGGACUGGCAUCGAACCAGUUGUGGAUCUCAACUACGUUGAAUGGGUACCCGACAGUGGCAUGCUGCUCACAGCAAACGAAGGCCGACAACAACAUGCCUUCUUCAUUCCGCAACUUGGACCUGCUCCAAAAUGGUGUGCAUUCUUGGACAACCUAGUCGAAGAAAUGGCCGAAGAUGAGAACGACCCAAACGCCUUCAAGUCGAACGGUGCAUCCGCAGGAGAAGUAUACGACAACUACAAGUUCCUCGACAUGAAGCAGCUGCGCGAACUCAGCUUGGAUCACUUGAUAGGGACGACCAAUCUGCUGAGGCCCUAUAUGCACGGAUAUUUCGUUGCGCAGAAGCUGUAUGAACAGGCGCGACUGCUCACGAAUCCGGAUAUCGCCGAGCAGCAAAGGCAGAAGAGCAUACAGGAGAAGAUCGAUAAGGAGCGCGAAAGCAGGAUCCGAGGCAGCAAGAAGGUGGCUGUCAAGGUCAACAGGAAGUACGCCGAGAAACUUGCCGCCCAAGAAGAGGCGAACCAGAGAAGAAAAGCACAGAGAGUACUCAAACAAGGCGGCGACGAGCCACAAGCACAGGCGACUGCGACGAAGGACCAAGAAGGUGCCGAAGAGAAACCAGCGGAAAAGAGUUUGCUGGACGAUCGAUUCAAAGCCGUCUUCGAAAACGAAGACUUCGAAAUCGACGAGGAAAGCCGAGAGUUCGCGCUACUCAACCCAUCCUCUGUACCAGACGCUGCCGCUCCCAAGAAGAGAGGUCUCACAGCCGUCGAAGAGGAAGACCUGGACGAAGGUCGCAAAGGCAGUUCAGACGAGGACGAUGAAUCAGAAGACGAGGCGCCGUCACGACCACUCCGGAAACCACACGAGUUCGCCGACUCGAAAGGCCGUAUUGGCUCGACAUCCUACAAGAAGUCCGGCAAGGAGCGUCAAGAGCGAGGCCCCAAGAUGCGUGUAUCGUCUUCCACACAAAACGCCCAGCCCCAGCAGCGGAGGGACAGAUCGUUUGGUGAUCUGGCAUCUUCUCUACCAAGCCGGCAAAGAAAGACUGGUGGAGGCGGGUUUGGUGACGACAGACCGUUUGGAGAAAAGGAGAUCACGUUUGAGCCCUCGAAUUCGCAGAAGAAGAAUCGGCGGGCGCAGAGCAAUGGAGAUGGCGGUGGUGGGGAUGACAAUGGGAGGAAAGUCUCGAGAGGGAAGGAGAGGAGAAGUGCUUCUGGAAACGUGUUUAGACGGAUGUAA